Messenger RNA from Cokeromyces recurvatus, 737 nucleotides. RefSeq lists its product as uncharacterized. The transcript has 6 exons. Lineage: Eukaryota; Fungi; Mucoromycota; Mucoromycetes; Mucorales; Mucoraceae. Bases 348 to 611 code for a protein of 87 amino acids. The record is from RefSeq and is a predicted model, not a curated record.
AUAGUCACUUUACAAAACUUGAAGCCUGUCAAAAUGAAUGCAUUGGACGUAUUUUUGGUGGUUCUGCUAGAUCAUCAACUAAAGUAAUGCUGCACCUUAUUCGAUCAAUGCAAAUACCGGACGAUACAUUACUGAACAAACUUCUACCUCAUCUUCAAAUGUCCAACAACCAUUCUCAAUGGUAUAAACUAACAAACAGUCAGCCCACUCUGGAAAGAAUGUGCCUCUAUCUUGGACGAACUUGAUAAAAAGGUUUUCAAACGACUCUGUCUGCGUUUUAAAAAACUCAAUAGCAUCACCUCUAUCAGGGUUUAAAUUCCAAGCUUUUUCGUGCAUGUCGUCCUAAUAUGUUCAUCGAUCCAAUCCUUUGGCUACCUGGUGGUAUACCUCGUCUAUAUCCCUACCAUCCUUCUCAAAUCUUCAGUCGUACUCAUUCUAUUGAGUGUCUACAUAUGCACCAUCGACUCCAAAUGCCAAGAAUGCUAAACCAACUACCUACUAAAAAAGCUAAAAUGCUCACAGGAUGUGGCUCCUUCUCUAUCAUGAAAAGGCGACCUCCAGAUCCUCCCUCAGAACCCAGUGCACUACUGGUGAGACAGUUACUCAACUGAAAAAGUGCUAACAUCCUUGUACUGUCUCUGAAUAUUAUCUUACUGACCUUUUUUUUUCCCAAUUACUUUAUUUCUCUCUAACUCAUUAUAUUUAUUUUAUCUUUUACACAUAUACUUUUAUCCUUU